UGCCAUUUUUAAUGAAACUAGUUUUAACCAAUGCAAAUGGCUACUUUGUGGCUAGGGCUACUUUGUUGGACAGUUCCAUAAAUUAAAUCUGUUGCCGUCUUCCGCAUAAUGGUCUCACCUUGCUUUGUGAGGCUUAUGGUUCAGUUUCUUCCUGCCUACUUCCUUCCUUCUUCCUCCAUUGUUUGUCCCUUGUAACCUAAAAAUUAGGUUGGAUUGUAAAAAUUUUCCCUACCGUUCAUUAUGCUGGAAUAACAGGUACAGAAAACGCCAGCUGUAAAAUUAACAGGAAAUACUGUUUUCCCAAGGACAUACUGCAGCUAUAAAAAAGUUAUAAUGACCUCCUGCUCUAAGUAACAAUGUAUUUCUUACCAACCACCAGGCUUGUUUUCUGAAAUUGUAGGCUAUCCGGAACUUUGUUGUUGGAAAUGAUACGAACAAAAAUGGAGAGUCUUGCCCAGGGGGUCUGAGCCAUUGAGUGGACUUGGGUACAGAGAUCCAGGUAAAGAGCUUCAUAACAUGGUACAUCAGUAGUUCUCAACCUUCCUGAUGCUGCGACCCUUUAAUACAGUUCCUCCUGUCCUGGUGACCCCCAACCAAAAAUUAUUUUCACUGCUACUUUGUAACUGUAAUUUUGCUACUGUUAUGGAUUGUUAUGUACAUAUAUGUAUGUUUUCUGAUGGUCCUGGGUGACCCCUGUGAAAGGGUUUGUAUGACCCCUAAAGGGGUUGCAACCCACAGAUUGAAAACCACUAUGUUACAUCUAUCUUAAUUUUAUUGCUUUUAAAGCAAGUAAGACUCUGGGUCCCCUUGGCAGUGAAGACUUGAUGAGCCAUUCAGACUGUGCUGCUUGACUCUCAUUGGACAACCAGGCUCACUUGGCUGAGACUGGGGAUAGGUUACUGGGGUUACUGGGCUUUGCAGCCAAAAGCAUGGGGUAUGCUGUCCAUUGUGGCUGCUGCUUUGAAUAAAAAUUCUGGAAAGAAAAAAAAAAGCCAAAGUAUGUUAAACAUUCUAACAAGCUGACCAACUGAUAAGAACUUAAAUGAUCCCGGAUCAGUGGAAUGUUGCAGGUCUACAGCUAAAUUAUCUCAAACCAUUAUUAACCCUUCAAAUAGCCAUUUAUUGCUCAUAUUUGCACUUGACCUGACACCCUUGUGGCUGUCAGGUAAAACCCUCUUUGGAACGUAUACACAUAAGUGUAGCUUUCCACUGUCAGCCAAGAAUUGCCAUCAAAUAGCCUGAGGCCUGGAGCCGGGAUUGCUCUACUUGACUGUGGCCUGCCCACCUGAUGUUUCUACUAAUACAUCCGAACAGCUUCUUGGUUUGUCAUUUUGUUCUGCUACUAUAAAAAUGUCAUACUGUUAUUACUUUGGAGCAUGGUAUUUGGGGUAAUCUCUGUGUUCUCUGGGCCAUUACACUCAUAUUUGGCUCCAGAAUAAAUUCUGUCUUAGUCGCUAUGUUGACAUUGUGCUGACGGUGGGCGCCAUGCCGCUGUGCACUGCAAUGUACUGCAGAUACCCGUCAGCCAUUUUCCGGUGUUUCUGGCAGAGCCCUUGCAGCAGCCCACUCCAUUAUGUAACUGGUCCCUGGGUCCUGAGUUCUUCAUUGCUGUUUUCUGGGUCUGUGCCUUUGGCUUAAGAUUGAUUUCAUCCCUGGGGUAGAAAAGUGAAAAGAGUAUGACCAAAGCCUGUAGCAGGAACAGCAGGGCCACCUCUAGGCAAAUGCUGAGGUGGGGUAGGGUAGGGUGGGACACAGCCACAAAAGCAUCUCCUGCAGCAGGACCUAAUUGAGGAUUGCCCGAGAGACCAAGGAUUGCUGGUGCAGAUAAUGCCAGCCAAUCAGGGACUGCUGUUUAGAAGCUAUGCUUUCUUGGAACCAAUGAGGUGCGAGUGGGGGGAGCUCGCAGAUGAGCUUGCUGCUGUUUUUCUCACCUGCUCCCAGAGUCUGUGUUGUUGACUCUGCAUCACCUCACCUCCAAGCCCCAAGGACAGGUAGGGUCAGGCGAGAAGUCCAAGGCACAGGUAACAAAAGCCUGUGAUGAAAACUCCAUCUCGUGAUGUGUCCCUUCUUAACUAUGGUCCCAUGAGCUAUACCAUGUAUAUCCUACAUACAGUGCUGUUGGUCUACAUCAAGAUCUUCCAGAUGCUCCACAGGCGGCUUCAGCACACCAAGCUAAUGACCAUGCAAGAGCCACCCUCUAGGUGAAGAUCUGUGGGACUAAGUCAUUGGGGGUGACGGUGGGGUCAUGUUCUGAGCUUGGUACUAGUGAAUGCCAUCAGUUUUAUCCAACCCCUUCCUCCUUUUCAGCCAGUCCAGGCUAAGGACAGAUGUGGUGGGUACAGCCAUUCUCUUGUCACAUGCCAAUGCAGCUGUCCAUUCCAGUUUAUGCCUGCUUGGGUGGAGGCUGCCACUACUUUACAAAGUCACCUAUGGGCAUAUGCCAGGUAGAUGCCAAGAGUAGGAAUGGACAGAUGGACAGGAUGCGACACAGCCUUCUCUCAGUGUGGCCUAUGACCUUAGCUGUGGUCUCCUCCAGAAGGCGCAGACCUGCAAGAAACAGAAAGAGGAGGCCUGCGCGGCUGAUGCACACUGUGAAAUGUCAGUUACCUUUUCCAUUGCCGUGAUCCAACACCCCAGAGAGCAACCGAGAGGAGAACGUGUUUAUUUCGACUUACAGUUGUAUCCAGCUCACUUUCUUCUUGCUCAGCGGGUGACCCCUCUCCAUGGAAAAACACUGCUCAGGUUAGGGUGGCUCUGCCCACCUCAGGUAAACCUAAUCUAGAUCUCCUCUUACAGACAUGCCUAGGGACUUGUUUUCAUGGUGAUCUUAGUCCCAUCAAGUUAGCAUUGGCGAUAAAUCGUCAGGGACAGUUUACCUCAGGGAGUUGUGGCUCUGUUUGUACUGCCCUGGGGAUGCAUACAGCAAGCUGAUAGGCAUGCGUGAUAAGAAGGCUCCAAGGGUUGUGCAGAAUUUUAAUGGUUCUGUGGUGUGGCUUGCUGUGGGGAUGAUGUUGACAUCCUAAAUGGAUUCUGAAAGACUGUUGUUUUUCUUCUUCUAAGAAUCUGCUGCAUCUUUUAUGGUAGAAAAUGAAAGUAUUUUACUUUGGAACACUGUAAAGAAUUACAAUGUAACUAUUUUGAAACCUAGAAGCAGCAGAAACAAUAAAAGAUGGUUAUACUAAAAAUGUGCAUUUUGCUCUUAGGAGGGUAGCCUAGAAAAGUAUUAAUUUGUCAUCAAGAAACUAAUGUUUUGUCUGGUGUUUGAAGACAAUCUCGCUCUGGCCUGGAAUUAACAUGUAGCCGAGGAGGACCUUGAAUUUAUGAUCUCCCUGCCUCUACCUCUCAAGUAGUAUAUACUUACAGGCAUGUGUCAGCACUCACAGCUUGGUACGUUUGGUUUUCUUUUGUUUUGUUUUGAGUCAGAGUCUCACUAUGCAGCCCUAGUUUACUGGAACUCAUUGUGUAGACCGAGCUGGCCUCAAACUCAGAGCUCCUCCAGAACAGUAGGAAGAGUACCUGAUGCACUGUCUUUCACAACGGACAUAAGCAUUGUCCUCUUGUUUAUUGUGGGUCCUUCUCAUGGGAGAGCCCACGGCUGAAGCCACACUGAGAGCAUAUCCACUUGCCUCAGAAUGGAAUUAAAAGCAUAUGCUACAAUGCCAAGCAUCUCAACUUAAAAACUUAUUUAUUUUUAUUGUAUGUGUAUGGAUGUACCAUGUGUGUGCUUGAGGAAGCAAGAAGAGGGUGUCAGAUUCCCUGGAACUGGAGUUACAGGCAUUGUGAAUCACCAUGUGUGUGCUGGGAAUCAAACCCUGGCCCUAACCCCACCUUCUUAUUUUUUUUUUAAUAUUAAAAACAAAUGGUUUCAUUAUGUGGCCCUGGCUGCUCUUGAAUUUGUGACCCCUCUGCCCCCCAAGUGCUGCCAAGAACAGAAGUGUGUAACGCCAUGCAUGUCUAGCAGUUAACUUCAUUAGAAAAUGGCUUUUGCUUUGGAGUGGGGUCUUGCUAUGUAGCCCAAACUGGCCUUUCCCUCUGUAGACUAGACUAGCCUCGAUCUUGUGAUAAUUCUCUUGCUUCUGCUAUGUGAGUGCUGGGAUUACAGGCAAGUGCCAUUACAAGGGGCUUAGACUUGUCUGACUAGGCUAGAACAACUUAAAACACUGACAUCCACUGGGUUCUGCCUCUGUCCAUUAUGCUUCUGCACAUCCUUUUGGAGGACCUCGCUUACUUCCAUCCAUCUGCUUAGGACUCUCAGACCCCAGACUCAAGCCUUUCUCCAGUACUGAGGACGUCUUCUUCAGGUCUACCCACAAGUUCCUCUGCGUAUUCAAAACUCUCUUCUUGGCUGACCUUUUCUUCGGUUGGAGGAAGAUCGAUAUUCACUGAGGUACUGACCACCUCAGGGUAUGGGAUGGGUGCGCACGCUCCUCACCAAUAACAGCUUAUUUUUUCAUGGGUGUGAUCAAACUGUAGCAAUUCAGACAUCUGAUCAAUGUCCUAAGACCUGGAAAGUCGGGAAGGUGGAAAUGCCCUGAUGUGUUUCCUGUCUCCUCAUCCUUCCACAGAGAGUUGAGUUUCUUUCUUCCUUUCUUUCUUCCUUCCUUUCUUUCUUUCUUUCUUUCUUUCUUUCUUUCUUUCUUCCUUCCUUCCUUCCUUCCUUCCUUCCUUCCGUUCUUUCUUUCUUUCUAUGAUUUAUUUAUUUUCCUUCCUUCCUUCCUUUCUAUGAUUUAUUUAUUUUAUACACGUGGGUACACUGUAGCUGUCUUCAGACACACCAGAAGAGGACAUCAGAUCUCAUUACAGAUGGUUGUGAGCCACCAUGUGGUUGCUGGGAGUUGAACUCAGGACCUCUGGAAGAGCAGUCAGUGCUCUUGUCCACUGAGCCAUCUCUCCAGCCCGAGAGUUGAGUUUCAAAGUGAAGGUCUCAUGUCUCUCUUCCACUUUGAUCUCCCAUGGAGUCUACCUUGAAGUCCAUUCAGUGUCUCCACCUUAUCCAGUCCCCACAUGCUCUGUGUGUGUUUCUGGGAAUCUGUCUCAGGGCUUUGGGCAAGUCAGGCUCACAUUCUACCUCUGAGCUCUAUUCCCCGCCUCAACACCCUACCCUUCAGGGGCUUUGGGAGUCGCACAGACAUCUGCCUUCACGAAGCCUAGAGGCCUUCUUCAGGGCUCAUUUAAAAAGCUCUGCAGAGCGGCAAGGAGUGUGGCCUGUGUGUAGCUAGGGGAAGGGAUGAGUAGGGACAAAGCUUUGCUUUCACUCUCCCUGGUUUUCUCUUGCUUCAGAUCAAAGCCAGAGUCUUGUGCGUGCUAGGCAGGUGCUUUGCCCCAGCUCUCCCCACCCCCAUCUCUCUCGAACACUCCUUUAAACAACUUCAGAGGUCGACUUACUUGUCAAACACCCUCUUGUCACUCCAUCUUAUCACACCGCUGCUACUGUACUUCAUUGGAACAAAUCUGUAUUCCUCAUAUCUAUAUAGCCUUGACCCAGUGUCUACAGUUCCUCUUCCUCGCCCAUUUUAUAGCAUUAGUCACUAUGGAAUGAUCCUGAAAUUUCAAGUUUUUCCCCCUGGAGGGAAGAGACAAGAAGUUUCUGUUCAUGCUAUCUUGAACAGUCUUCCCUUUUAAGGACUGGUCAGCCCUGGGUGCACACACUAUUCUAGGGUGCGGCUGUGGGUAUCACCCUAAAGUCAUGUCAGAGCCCAUUACCCAACAAUAGUAUUAAGAGCUGUUGACAUUUAGAAAGUAAAUCAUGUGAGCUCCAGCCUCGUAGGUGGAACUGAUGCCAUUGUGUGAGAGAUUUGAGGCCAGACUGUGUGGCAUGUUAUCCCAGAACUAGGGAGGUGUGGUCAGUAUGAGGCCUUUAUCGCUGAGGUAAAAAGGUGGGCGAGUCAGGAAUAGAGCUCAGUGGUAGAGUACUGGGAUUAAAGGCAUGUGCCACUACUGCCCAUCUUUGAAAUAAAAAUUUAAGGGUACAGCCCACUACUAGGCUUCCCCAUGCCCCAGUGGAUGACUCUGCAGCCGUCCACAUAGCAGGAGUACUGACUGACUGCGGUGGGCUGAAAGGUUUUUUUUUUAAUAAAUAAAUAAAAAUAAAACUUAAGAGCUGGAAGUAUGGCACCACAUUCUUUGGAUCCUCUACCAUUCAAAGAUGACAAAAUUAUUUUAAAAAUUUGAGUAGCAUUUUGUGAGUCCAAAAGGCAUUAAGUGUGCUGAGAAGAUGGCUCAGCAUUUAAGAGCGGAUAACGUCUGAGGCCCUCGCUGAGGACGAGUCUGAUUCCCAGCAUCUGCAUUAGCUGGAAGACUAUCUGUAACUUUAAUUCCAGGGGUUCUGGUGCCUUUAGACUUCAUAAGCACCUGCACCCAUGCAUGCCUGUGUGAUGAGUGUGCAUGUGUACACGCACACACACACACACAUGAUUAAAAAGAAAUCUUUUAAAAUUAUUAGAAAAUCUUGCCCCGGCGUUGGGGAUUUAGCUCAGUGGUAGAGCGCUUGCCUAGGAAGCGCAAGGCCCUGGGUUCGGUCCCCAGCUCCGGAAAAAAGAACCAAAAAAAAAAAAAAAAAAAAAAAAAAAGAAGAAAAUCUUGCCCCAACAUGACUUCCUACUUAAAGAUGCAGCACACUAUGUAGGACGGGGGUGGGGUAGGCAGGCUGUCGUCACAGAAGCCCGUGUAGAGCCCAGGACGUGCAUGCUCCUGAAUAUGAUGUGUGAGCAGAGCCAGACUCCCAGCAGGAACACUGGGGACAGAACAGUGCAAAGGCAGGCAGUAUUCAAGACAGACACAUGGGGGACUAAGGUCAGUUCACAGUGUUUCGGGACAGGGUCUUGUAACCCGAGCUAGCUUGGAACUCACUCUGUACCCCACGCUGGCAGCUUCACUGUGGCUUCAAAGUAGAACAGACACACUCUCCCGGGUGUCACUUGCCAUCACUGUUUUCUAAGUCCUGGAACAGACCCCCAUCAGUAUCUCAAGACUUGUAACCUCCAGACAGGCCUGGAGAGCUGUCUUAUAUUGCCCCCCACCCCCUAAGGAUCACCAGGUCUGCCUUCACUAACUGAGGACAGGGCCUGCUGAACCUUCCUCAGUAUGUCACGUUGUGAGGCUGUCAUACUGAAUCUCUCCUGCCAUUCUUUACCACAGCCUGUAUCUGUAGAGACAACUUCAUUACAAUUCCCGGUGAGCCCAGAUUUCCUGUCAAAUGUACUCAUAAGAUAUGUCUGUGCUAUCCAACACUGGGUUGCUGGCUACCUCAGAAACCUACUACAAUCCUGCUGCAGAUAAGGAACCCCUUCUCUCCUCUGAGCCUGGGGUUUUCCAGAUAAACGGAGCCCUUUCUUAGAGCCCUAAAUUUUGCUACCAACCGUACCUCUAAAUCUUGCUCCUCCAAACAACUCUGCUUCCUGUCCAAACAACUCUGAAACGCUGGACCUUGAAUCUAGGCCCUCGCGGAGGUUUAGCAAGAACCUUAUUGCUGAGCUACUCCCACCACCCGCCUGCAUUGGUAAUUUUCAUAUCAUCGGACCUGUUCACUUGUUCUUUCCGGGGCUUAAGAGUCCUUUUGUCUCCUCUCCCUCUGGGUAACGGUCUUGACCUUAGUUGAUCUCUCAUAUACUCCCACUCAACAGUCACCAUGUGGGUGAUCGUGGGGCUCCUCCAGACAGUCUUUUCUGUUAGACUGCUUGUGCCUGGUGCUUGUCCCUGUGCAGCUCAGGGAUGGUGGCAGGGUCUUCCCUGCGGGGAACUCAAGUGCGUCCAGCAUCCUCAGCUUCUGACGCUGGUCCAGGCUCAGUGAGGUUAAGGAAGACGACUCCGAGGCCCCGCCCUGGACGCGCUCACAGGCGUCAGGGAGGCUGCGAUCUCUGCUGCUUAGCCCGGGGACCGAAACUCGCUUCCUUGGGGCUGAAGGUUUUGGUCGGCCGCAGCAGCAUCUGCUUUGAGAUGUCCAGAUCUCCCCGACAAACGCUCUUGGUACAGACCGGGGAUUCCCCGCCGCUGCCGCCCUGACGUCAUGGAGUCCCCGGGAGGCCCCGCCCCGCAUGAUCGGGCUGGAGCGGUGCGCGGCCGCUAGGGACUCAGCGGCCAUGGCGGGACCCAGCGCCCCCUGCGAUCCCUGCGCGCCCGUUGCCGCCUGGAAGCGCCACAUCCUGCGACAGCUGCGGCAUCGGGACCGCACGCAAAAGGCGCUCUUCUUGGAGCUAGUGCCGGCUUAUAACCAUCUCUUAGAGAAGGCUGAACUGCUAGCCAAGUUCUCAGAAAAGCUGAAGUCAGAACCAAAGGAUGUCAUCUCCACCCCACAUCAGGACUCGAGGGAGGAGGCCUCAGGGACAGGCCCUGACCAAGUCUCAUCACCAGCCUCCCUGAAGGUGAAGUGGCAGCAGGAGAAGAAGGGUCUGCAGCUGGUCUGUGGUGAGUUGCUGAGGAGUCUACUGGGGUUUAGCGAUGUGGACCCUGGACUCGAAACUUCACCCACACAAAUCUACUUUCCGGGAUUCUUUACUCUUUCAACAACUAUUUAUUGACAAUCCAAAGAACAGGGAGUGUGGCCAUAAACAAGACCUGGUGCUGUGGGUUUCCACGGAGACUGCAAUGAGCCAGUAAUCACAAGUCAUCAUGGCACGCCUCCUCACCUGCCCAACACAACAUGGCAGCAGGUUAUGAAGACAUUCGAGGGCCUCUCCCCAGUGUGCUAUGUGGUUAUAAUUUGGGAGUGGUGUGAAAUUAUCAUGAGCAGAUUUAUGUAACCACCAUGAUAUUCCAGUGUUUGUUUACAAGAUCUCUUUCUCGAUAUCUCCUUUUCGUCACACCGGAACAUCUCUAAUCUCUGUCAACCACUCAUCUGUUGCUACCUCUACCUAUCGUUUGAACUUUGAAAGCAAGUGACAGAUGGCCUACCAGGUGGUGAGGAAGAGCGCAGCCCUAAACACCCUGCAGUCACAGCUAGAGGAGCGUCAGGGCAGGCUGGAAGCCCUGCAGGCCUGUGUGGUGCAGCUACAGGAGGCGCGGGCUCAGCAGUCCCGGCAGCUGGAGGAACGGCAAGCGGAGAACUCGGCACAGAGAGAAGCCUACGAGACUCUGCGCGAGCAAGCUGCGCACCAGGAAGCGGCACUGCGCAGGCUCCAGGAAGAGGCACGCGACUUGCUGGAGCAACUUGUGCAGCGUAAGGCGCGCGCCGCCGCCGAGCGCAAUCUACGUAACGAGCGUAGAGAGAGGGCCAAUCAGGCUCGGGUGUCCCAGGAGCUGAAGAAAGCGGCCAAGCGGACUGUGAGCAUCAGCGAGAUCCCAAACACUCUAGAAGAUGGGACCAAAGAGGAGACUGUGGCUCUAGGUCCUGCCGCUAAGCCCGAGUUCCUGGAGAGUGACAGUUGUGAAAAAUGGAAGAGGCCUUAUAGGUCUGCCUCAGCCACCUCUCUGACACUGUCCCGCUGUGUGGAUGUGGUGAAGGGGCUGCUGGACUUCAAGAAAAGAAGAGGUCACUCGGUUGGGGGUGUCUCUGAGCAGCGGUACCAGAGCAUCCCUGUGUGUGUGUCUGCCCAAAUUCCUUCCCAGGCUCAAGAUGUCUUGGAUGCCCAUCUCUCUGAGGUCAAUGCUGUUUGUUUUGCCCCCAAUAGCAGCCUCCUGGCAACUGGAGGGGCAGACCGGCUUAUCCAUCUCUGGAAUGUUGUAGGCGGUCGCCUGGAGGCCAACCAAACCCUGGAAGGAGCUGGUGGCAGCAUCACCAGUGUGGAUUUUGACCCCUCGGGCUCCCAGGUUUUGGCGGCUACUUACAACCAGGCUGCCCAGCUCUGGAAGGUGGGAGAGACACAAUCCAAGGAAACAUUGUCUGGACACAAGGACAAAGUGACAGCUGCCAAAUUCAAGCUAACAAGGCACCAGGCAGUGACUGGGAGCCGAGACCGGACAGUGAAGGAGUGGGACCUGGGCCGCGCCUACUGUUCCAGGACCAUCAAUGUACUUUCCUACUGCAAUGACGUGGUAUGCGGGGACCACAUCAUCAUCAGUGGCCACAAUGACCAGAAGAUCCGGUUUUGGGACAGCAGGGGCCCACACUGCAUCCAGGUCAUCCCUGUACAGGGCCGGGUUACCUCCCUGAACCUUAGCCAUGACCAGCUGCAUCUGCUUAGCUGUUCCCGAGACAAUACGCUGAAGGUUAUCGACCUACGAAUCAGCAAUAUCCGACAGGUGUUCAGGGCGGAUGGCUUCAAGUGCAGUUCUGAUUGGACCAAAGCUGUGUUUAGCCCCGACAGAAGCUAUGCACUGGUGGGCUCCUCAAAUGGCACCCUGUACAUCUGGGAUGUGAACACUGGGAAACUGGAGACCAGCCUACAGGGACCGCACUGCACUGCUGUCAAUGCCGUGGCUUGGUGCUUCUCCGGGAACCAUGUUGUGAGUGUGGACCAAGUCAGGAAGGUGGUGCUCUGGCACUAGUGGCACAAGUUCCCUGUAUGGUUUGGACUCUGUUCUGAAGCCAGAAGCCAGAGAGCAGCUUCCCUGUGCUCAGGACUCCAGAGCUGGGGUUGGGGUCUACUGUAGAAUUCACGUGAGGGCCAGGCAGGACCUGGCCUGUUUGUUUAAAAUCAAAGUGUGGGUUAGGAACUACAGUUCUUGAAAAUCUGUUUACUCUCCUCAGUGUUAAAAACUAUAUGUAAGACAUGUUUUGUCUCUUUGAAGCAUUUGGGGGUAGAGGGAGACUUAGACUUGGCCUCUUCUUCCAUUGAGCUAGGGACAUAUAGUAGAGCUUCUGCCUGGGAGAUGGGCUGUGUCAGUCGAAUCAUGGAAUAACAUGAAGAAAGGCCCAUGCUGGGGUAGCAAAGAGCAGCCUUUCUCUAGGGAGUGGCCCUGAUGGAAAGGGUAAAUAGACUAGAGUGACACUGGAAUAGUUGGUCGUGGCCUGCCUGGAGCCUGGAACCACGGCCUGACCUGUAGUCCUAUCUUCUGAAUGAUGGGUGACCUCCUCCUGCCACUGUCUCCUUCUCUUCUAUGUCACCUCUGCCCCUCACAGCCACAGCACAAGUCUGCAUAGCUACUGUGUUUAGUGCUCCUCUGUUAAGCUUCCUUCACUCCCCUACUCUUGUCCUCAUCAGAGCAGAGUUUCCUUAGCUUUGCUGUUGUCUGGACAGGGUCAUGUUAUGUAACCCUGUCUAGUCAGUUACACAUGUAAUAGCUCAGAGUAGGCUCAGAACUUGUGGAAAUCUGGCUUCAGCCUCAGUGCCUGGAUGGCAGGCAUUUACUGUCCCAGCACUUAGCAUCUAAGGUGUCAUGGUCAGCAUGGUCAGAAGUCCCCUUACGACCUUCAGAGAAGUCCAGCACUUUGGUCUCCUACACAUGCUUCGUCUUCUGCCUUCAGGUACUUUUCUCUCCCAGUAGCAAUUCAGGCUAUCUUUUGGGAUCCCUUUAUUGACAGCUUAUCCUCACCUGUCAGGCUCAGUGCCUGGAUCCCGUACUUCAAGUUUGCCUCCCUUCUCAAAGCUGGGAAGAACUCUAAGAGUAGGAACAGUAUCCCUGCCUCCAGGCCUGGCUCAGAGGCCACAGGAAAUACUUCCUGGGUGGUCAUAUUCUCUGGCUUUGCAAGUUCAACAGUUGAAGGGAGGUUCCAGGGAGUUCCAGGGAUGGCACAUUCUAGUAGUUCAAACUCAACUCCUCAGCCUUGACCUAUCCCCUUGGCGUAGCUCUCAGUGGCCUCCAGGGGUCACUAGUUUCCCGGUCAGCAGGAGGUUUUGUUUUUCCUUCUUUCUGCCUUUCUUCUGGGGAAGACCAACACACCCAGUGGCCACCAUUGUUGAGGAUCACUCAGACCUCAUCUUGUUCUGCUCUCUGCAGCUUUGUUUGUUUUCCCUAAGCACUUGUGAUGCCUCAUGUUCUACAAGUGAGAAAAGAGGCCUGAAGGUUGACAUUCAAGGUCACACAGCUAUACAAAGCUGAAUGGUUCCGCACCACACCGUGCAGGCUUUUAUUUUGAAACAUAGCCUCAAAAGUCCUCCUUUAUGUAGCUGAGUAUGACCUCGUUCCUUCCCUGUGCCUCUGCCUCCCAUGUGCUGCCAUUACAGGCGUAUAUCCCCAUCCCAUAUGGUGUUGGAGAUUGGAACCUUGGGGCUUUCUGUGGGUCAGGAAAGCAAUCUACAAACUACAUUUUCAACCCACAUCCUCUUUUUAUACAGUUAUUUUAUGUGUUUGACUAUUUUGCCUGCUUGUAUGUAAGUGCAUUGUGUGUAUGCUUAGUGCCCACAGAGGAUAACUUAAACUGAAGUUAUGGAUGGUUAUGAGCUGUCAUCUGGCUGCUGGGAAAUGAACCCAGGUUCUCUGCAAAAGGAGCAAGUGCUCUUAACCUAUGAAUUGGUCCUCCAGUCCCUGCGCCACAAAACCAAAAUUUCAAGACAGAGGCUCUCAACCGGCCAGGGCAUUUCCAGCAGGGGUACACAGAGCUGUGCCUAACCCGACUCACCUAAAUGCUCUUCCACCUUGGACUCUGUGCAGAAGAUUAUCUCUGGAGGCAUGUGCUGAGAUGUGUGAGUGAGUCCUAGGAGGCUACUGCACCAGCUCCAGCAUCUGGGCCCAGUCCCUCCAGCUGUUUCUGUCAUACCUCAGGAAGGGGGCUGGAGAGAUGGCUCAGCAGUUAAUUAAAAGCACUCGCUGCUCUUCCAGA
Molecule: messenger RNA, 12637 nt
Organism: Rattus norvegicus (Norway rat)
Lineage: Eukaryota; Metazoa; Chordata; Mammalia; Rodentia; Muridae
Source: RefSeq, a predicted model, not a curated record